UCACGUAAACGUGUCAAGGUGACGCUUGCAUGUAUUGUUUGUCGUAAAAAGAAAGUAAAAUGUGAUGGAGUUCAACCAAGUUGCUCAAGGUGUCAAUCGAAUGGAGUUGAAUGUCAAUAUACUGAUCCUCCAAAGAAACGAGGUCCACCCAAAGUACGAAUUGAAGUCAUUGAGAAUCGUAAACAUCGUAUCGAGUCA
Molecule: messenger RNA, 198 nt
Organism: Rhizopus microsporus ATCC 52813
Lineage: Eukaryota; Fungi; Mucoromycota; Mucoromycetes; Mucorales; Rhizopodaceae
Exons: 1
Biological process (GO): regulation of DNA-templated transcription
Cellular component (GO): nucleus
Molecular function (GO): DNA binding; DNA-binding transcription factor activity, RNA polymerase II-specific; zinc ion binding
Source: RefSeq, a predicted model, not a curated record